Messenger RNA from Thalassophryne amazonica, 870 nucleotides. RefSeq names its product LSM8 homolog, U6 small nuclear RNA associated (gene lsm8). Gene Ontology annotation, biological process: mRNA splicing, via spliceosome. The transcript is spliced from 4 exons. Gene Ontology annotation, molecular function: RNA binding. NCBI's taxonomy places the organism in Eukaryota, Metazoa, Chordata, Actinopteri, Batrachoidiformes, Batrachoididae. The coding region runs from base 178 to 468 and encodes 96 amino acids. The record is from RefSeq and is a predicted model, not a curated record. Gene Ontology annotation, cellular component: precatalytic spliceosome; U4/U6 x U5 tri-snRNP complex; U6 snRNP.
UGCGAUAGAUUGAUCUGGCCUGUCGUCCGCUCUGGGAUAGAUUAGUCUGCUAAAUUGGUGUUAGCGCUUGUCGAUCGUUUCUCUUCAUUUUAGUCAUCAAAUAACUGUUAUAAACUCGGUGAGUGAUCGUAAACUGAGUCUUCUGCCGGAGAAAGAAGCUGUGAUCCGGCAGGAAUCAUGUCCACCGCCCUGGAGAGCUACAUUAACCGUUCUGUCGCUAUUAUCACCUCAGACGGUCGAAUGAUUGUGGGCACACUGAAAGGCUUCGAUCAGACCAUAAACCUGAUCCUGGACGAGAGUCAUGAGCGCGUCUUCAGUUCCAGUCAGGGUGUGGAGCAGGUGGUUCUGGGACUCUAUAUCGUCAGGGGCGACAACGUAGCUGUAAUUGGUGAAAUCGACGAGGAAACAGAUUCCACUCUGGAUUUGGGAAACAUCAGAGCCGAGCCACUCAACUCCGUCGUCCACUGACCUCCAACCCCUAACCCCCCUUGCAGACCUGCUGUGGCAGCGGUGUCUCCAUGGCAACAGCAUGUUAUGUUUGUGUUCCUGGUCCCAGAACAGGCUUCACCGAGUGACCUGAAACAGUUCUGAUUCAUUGGUGGUUGUUUUGUAUUUUUUUAAUAAAUAAAAAAAAAAAAAAACUUGAUAGUUAUGAAUUAGAAUUGUUUGUUUUUAAAUCAGAUUGAAAAUCAUUUUUUGUUGAAUUUGUUGCAAAGAGUAAAAAAGUCAUAUCAAAACAGCUGAACUAGUUUUAGAGUUUUAACUUAGUAUCUUUGUGGAGUUUAACAGCUUUUAAACUAUUUUGAUAAAAUGUGGUUUAAAGUUGUACAUCAUUAAAGAGAUUCUGAUAUUUUCUCUUCCACAUGUUCA